UCGCUCCUCGCUCGAAGCCAUUCGGCCAUUUUCAGGGUUUAAGAAGAAGCUCGUCUCGCAGUCAGAUCGUUGCAUUUCUCGCUCCUCGCUCGAAGCCAUUCGCCAUUUUCAGGGUUUAAGAAGAAGCUCGUCUCGCAGCAAUGAACCCCGCCGGUGGACAAGAAGAAAAAGGGGGGGAAAAUGAUGAGAAGACUGCAGAAGAUUCAACACAUGGAAAGCUGACCCUGGACAAAAAGGAGAGUGAAUGGGAUGAAUGGUAUGAAUUGGAACUGGAGGCACUGGGUCUUCCGCUUCCCCCCAAGAAGAGGGCCCGCCCCUUCAAACCCAACCCACCCCCCAGGAAGGCCAAGACGACUCCCUCCCUUCUUCUGGCCCCUGCUUCUCCUCCGGUGCGGGCUUCUCCUCCGGUGCCGGCUUCUCCUCCUGCUCUGGAGCUGGAUCCCGCAGAGCUGUAUGAUGGUCCAGAAUUUGUUCCUGAAGAUGAACCAGAAGAAAAGAAAGAUUAUUAUGGUGAAGAAUCGUCUGAUUCCCAAAACAGGGCCGUCGAUCAAGACUACCCCAGCACCGGCUCAGAUUAGGAAUAGAGACCGUGACGGCGAAUCCUUGGGUUUAAAACACUCCCUACCAAUAAUAAGACGGUGUUUCU
Messenger RNA from Cuscuta campestris, 646 nucleotides. NCBI's taxonomy places the organism in Eukaryota, Viridiplantae, Streptophyta, Magnoliopsida, Solanales, Convolvulaceae. The record is from the annotation of a GenBank genome assembly.